Ostrinia nubilalis (European corn borer) is the source of this 2256-nucleotide messenger RNA. It is a transcript of the gene dtr, whose product is annotated as dentin sialophosphoprotein-like. NCBI's taxonomy places the organism in Eukaryota, Metazoa, Arthropoda, Insecta, Lepidoptera, Crambidae. The record is from RefSeq and is a predicted model, not a curated record. The coding region runs from base 1 to 2256 and encodes 751 amino acids. The transcript is spliced from 8 exons.
AUGAUAGAAGAAGUUGAACCCAAACCUGAAGAAACUGGUGAUGUUAUAGUAAGCACGGGUAUUGAAAAAGACGGUGAUCUUAUAAUCGAUCAUGAUAAGAAGCUAAUAACUAAUCCGCUCAAGGAAAAUGAACCUGUAAAUAAUGCUGAUGAUAAACCAAUGGACGCAACAGAAGAAACAAAGCCAAGUAAGAAAGCUUUAAAGAACAUAUCAAUUGAAGAAAUACCUAAAAUUGAAACUUCUACUGUCCCUGUAACGGAAAUCCCAUUGGAUAAUGAUAGUCAGACUAAAGACGAAGUAAAAGAAAAGGAUAAGGGAAAUGAAGGCUCGCAAGAUAACAAAGAAGAAAAACAUGAAAUUAGUAAUGUUGAUACAAAAUCUGAAGAACGAAGACGUAGUGUCCAAAACAGCGACGGCGAUGGAGUGGCCCUCAUCAACUACAUGCACCGCAUGAACACCGAUGAGGGAGACGACGAGGACUUGGAACCCAGUGCUGAAGACUUGGAGAUCUUCGCCGAGCUCGACCGAGAGCAGGAAGAGCGGCAGGCCAGGAUCGACAGGGGGGAGCCGGCUGUGGAUCCUAUGAAACUCUACGAUAAGAAGACAAUGGAUGCAUUCUAUAAAGCAGAAGAGCGUGUGCCCGCGCAUGCAGUGAAGGAUAAGAUCAUGUACACCACGUACAAACACGACAACGCGUUCGACAGGAUCGCUCUGAGCCAGCUCACCGCUGGGGACAGACCAGAUGAAAAGAAAGUGAAGCUCACAUACGUCCCUGGAGCGGUUCUGUACGAGUAUCUUGACCAGAAACCCUGCACCGAACUGGACUACGAGAUUGGUGAAGAGAAAGUGGAUUCAGGACCUUCAUCGGGAGAAACAGAGUCCAUACACGUACUCAGUGACACUGACACCAAUUCUGAAGAUGAAGCCCUAGAACUUAAACCAAAGCCAAGCACAUCCAAAUCUAAUAGACCAUCCACUGCAGCUGUUAGAAACACUGACAACAGCCAAGCUAAAACUGAAGAUAAAAAAUCACCCAGAGAUGAUACAGAUAGGGGAAAUCACACUUCUGCUAAAUCUGGAAGAUUCGUUCCCACUGGUAGCAGUCAGAGCACUCCUGGUAAGAGGGAGAAAGGUGAAGACUUCAAGGCAAAGAAAAGAGAUGGUGACUUCAAAAACGAUCCCGAAGAUAGAGGUCCUGAUGCAGGAAUUAAAGAAGAUAAUGAAAAUGAAAAAUUGAAUUCUGAAAAGCAAGAUGCUCCAAAGACUGAAGCUCUGUCGUCUUCGUACGAGACGAUGCUGAACGUGGACCGCGAGGAGGCGAAGCAGUCCAUCAUCAACACCAUCAACUCUUACGAGGAUGAGAGGUUCCCUUCGCAAGGUGUAGACCGCUCGGACAUGGUGUCGGAUGCUCGCAUCGAGCAGUCAGUCGCCUCUGAGAUCCUGGACAGAACCCUGCAGUACGAGGAGCGUUCCUACUUCCAGCAAUACGACGUGCUGACCAGCCAGGCCGGGAAUAUCGAUAACAAGACCAACGCCAUCAUCGAGCAGAUUUCAGACCAGUUUGAUAACGAGUAUUCUUUGCCCGAAGUGUCUCGCAUCCUCGAAGUCCACAUGGACGCGGCAGAACAAAGAUGGCGGGCGGGGGAGUUCCUGCACUACAUCGCCGUCAGUCCAGCAGAGUCAGUCGCCGACCCAGACGACACAGAAGUGACUCUGGUCCCCAGUCACGAUACAUCUCUAGAGGAUACGUUGACAGACGAAAACGUCAACCGAAUGGAAGCCAUCACAGAGUGCAACGACUCAGGAAUCGGAAAUGACAAGUCUAUUGUUGGAGAUGAUGACGAAAAUAGUACUAAUACUGAUGGAAGAGCUAAUGAUUUUCCAAAUAAUGACAGCGGAGUUUCUGAUACUGACAGAACUGAUAAUAAUGGCACUCUAUCAAGCGAUGAAAGGAAUGAAAGGGAUAAUGAUUCUUCGACAAAUAUAUCAAGUUACAACAAAACCGACGAAGACAAAGAUGUAGCUGAAGACAGUUCAGUAGCUGACGACUCCAAAAUCGACGAUUACCAAUCAGUUCUCGACGAAAGUGAUAUUGCUAACGAUAAAGUGAACGAUGUUUCGACGGAAUGCGAGGAAAUGUUUGAAGAUUGCGAAGAAAUGGGCGAUUCGAACGAUGGAAAAGACGAAUUCGAUCUGAUAAGCGAGAAUUACUCUCUAGAAAUGAAGCUAGCUCUAGGGAUUCAUAAGGAUUUGUAG